AUGAAGGCCCGUUGCCGACUAUUGGUUGAAAACUUGCAGCCCCCACGAUUUCAUCGAAUUUCACAGGAUUAUGCGGAAAAGCAGGAUUCUAAAACUAUCAAGCCAGAAAAGAAACCACAACGUGAACACUGGCUCAAUGACUGCCCCACAGCCACGGACGCACAGCGCGAAGAGACCGUGAAGAAGUUUCGCGCGGCUAAAAAGCGGCGUUCGGGGCCGCUCCUAGAUGUUCCCUAUACACCCGAUACCGGCGCCGACAAGAGCACUACUCCACUGAGUACGCCUGUUGAAGCUGUUAUGGCUGAUGGCAGGGUCCAAUUGUGA
Molecule: messenger RNA, 324 nt
Organism: Phytophthora infestans T30-4
Lineage: Eukaryota; Oomycota; Peronosporomycetes; Peronosporales; Peronosporaceae
Exons: 6
Coding region: 1-324 (107 amino acids)
Source: RefSeq, a predicted model, not a curated record